AUGGGAAAUGACUUUGAUAUAAGUGGCAAUGAAAAUAAUUCUAGUAUAAAUAAUAAUAAUAAUAAUAAUAAUAAUAAUAAUAAUAAUAAUAAUAAUAAUAAUAAUAAUAUGAAUAAUUAUAAUAAUAAUAAUAAUAAUAAUAAUAAUAAUAAUAAUAAUAAUAAUAAUAAUAAUAAUAAUAGUAAUAGUUUUGAUAAUAAUUAUUAUAAUAAUAAUAAUAAUUAUAAUAAUAAUAAUAAUAAUUAUAAUAAUAAUAAUAAUAAUAAUUAUGAUCCAAUGUAUAAUAGUGAAAUCGAAAAAAGAAGUAGCGGAUAUUACCAUGAUAUUUUAAUAAAUAAAAAUAAAGAAUCAAAAAAUAAACGAAGAUUUAAAUAUAAAGUAUUGACAAUUAUUGUUGGUAUAUUUUUUAUAUUUUCAAUUGCUUCAUUAUUAUUCUUUAUAUUUUUUAGUACAUCUCAAUUAACAUUCGAAAGUUUUAAAUUUAUUCAAACAAAAUGUUAUUUAAAAUCAAUUGAUUAUAUAAGUAAAAAUCAGACACAUGGUCCAGACAGUUGUCAAAAAUUAAAUGAAGAGUCAUGGUGGUAUAGUUAUGAAAAGGAUUUUUACAAAUUUAAUAGUAAUAAUGCUCAAUAUUUUAAUAAUGGUAGUAGUAGUGAUAAUGGUGACAAUGAUGGUGAUAAUGAAGAAAUAAAUAAUAAAUUAAUAAAUUUAAUAAUAAAAGAAUCAAAUAGUAAUAGUAAUAGCAAAGGUGAUAUUUCAAAAGUUAUAACAUGUUAUCAAGGUUUAUUUCAUGUUUCAUUCAAUGAUACUGAUAAUGAAUUACAACAAGGCGAUAUCGAUGGAUUAUGGAGUGAUGAUUCAACAAAGGUAGAUUCAUAUUUACAUCAAAUUAAAAUUGGUUCAAUUCAAACAUGUUAUUAUAAUAAACACGAUAAUAGAGAAGUCAUAUGGGUUAAGCCACCAUCAUCCCUUUUCAAUAUCAUUUUCAUUGUUGUCAUUGGUUUAAUAAUUGUUAUCGCUUUCACUGUUUUUGUCAUUAUCUUUAGAAAAGCAUUUGCACCAUUAUCAAAAGAUGAAGAAAAAGCCAAUCUAUUAUCAAAUUCAACUUAUUAUCGUUAUACUAGUGAUAAGUUAUAUAGUAAUAAUGGUAAUAACGAUUAA
This is a messenger RNA of Dictyostelium discoideum AX4, 1161 nucleotides long. RefSeq lists its product as hypothetical. Bases 1 to 1161 code for a protein of 386 amino acids. NCBI's taxonomy places the organism in Eukaryota, Evosea, Eumycetozoa, Dictyosteliales, Dictyosteliaceae. The transcript has 2 exons. The record is from RefSeq and is a predicted model, not a curated record.